AUUACCACCCUAUAACAAGUGUUUCCGGAAGACGUGGCUGUCGAUUCUGUGGCAGCUCUCAUCCAAGCCAUUAGAAGGAUUUAAAAUAUAUUUUUAUUGUUAUUUUUCGUUUGUAUUGUUUUAUACCUUACUUACUGAUUCAGCAGCAAGAUGAUUUCACUAACGGACUCUCAAAAAAUUGGAAUGGGAUUAACAGGUUUUGGCGUAUUUUUCCUCUUCUUUGGGAUGAUCCUGUUCUUUGACAAAGCGCUUUUGGCCAUUGGAAAUAUCUUGUUUGUCGCUGGCCUGGCUUUCGUCAUUGGCUUGGAGCGAACGUUCCGCUUCUUCUUUCAGAAGCACAAAUUAAAGGCCACCAGUUUCUUCCUGGGAGGAGUGUUUGUAGUCCUUAUUGGCUGGCCUAUCAUUGGAGUUGUGCUGGAAAUCUAUGGAUUUUUUCUCCUGUUUAGGGGCUUCUUCCCAGUUGUUGUUGGCUUCAUCAGAAGAAUACCAGUUCUUGGUUCUAUCUUGAACAUGCCCUUCAUCAGUGCUCCUUCCUAAGCUGGUUCUGAGGAUACCCAGCAGCUGUGUACAUGGACAAGGCAACUGAGGGCAACACCAUGGUAUGACUGUUUGGACCCAGUUCCACCGCAGCAGCUUUUCUAACCCUGUUCCUUCUGAUCCUGAAUGAGAGCAAAUGGUCAGACUCUCCUUUCUACCAGACAAACACUGCUUCCUUUUUGUAAUGUCACCGGCAGAUACCACCAAUCUCUGGCACCUCAGCUCUGAAUCACUGAUGUGUCAAGUAUGGAUUCAUUAAUGUUAUCAUAAAUCCUAUCUAUUCUCAAACGACGAGUGAGUCGUUUGAGAAUGUUGGAAGUAUAAAUUAUCAGCCUUAUUGAUCAUCAAAAGCAUACCAGAUGCUUUCAUACAGUAGUUGGUCCUCAGCUUGCCAAAUUUGAUUUUUGUGCCACAGCAUUAGGCUCAUAUGGAUAAGUAUUCUUUCUUUUUUGCAGUAAUUCUAUUAUGUCACUAUUUCUGCCUUUAAGCUGUCUGAUUUGUUUCAUGUUAUGGUUGACAGAUACUGCUUAAGGAUAAAUUAUUUUUAAAAAA
Messenger RNA from Poecilia latipinna (sailfin molly), 1089 nucleotides. RefSeq names its product vesicle transport protein GOT1B-like. Gene Ontology annotation, cellular component: endoplasmic reticulum; membrane. The coding region runs from base 151 to 537 and encodes 128 amino acids. Lineage: Eukaryota; Metazoa; Chordata; Actinopteri; Cyprinodontiformes; Poeciliidae. The transcript is spliced from 6 exons. The record is from RefSeq and is a predicted model, not a curated record. Gene Ontology annotation, biological process: retrograde transport, endosome to Golgi; endoplasmic reticulum to Golgi vesicle-mediated transport.